CUGCAAAUCCUACUUCAUUUGCAUUUCGGAAAAUUUUGUCUACAAUGGGGCGCAAUAUUCAACGUAUUAUUAACACUGUUUUUGUGCAAGAUGACAAUCCAUUGUACGGUCGCGGAACAUUAGGCAUUUUUUCGGGUGUUUAUAUUAGUUAUAUGCAAAAUAUUCUUUUGCUUGGUGUAAUUUUUCUCCGUUUACCAUGGAUUGUUGGUAUUCUCAGCUUAAGUCUAACAGCAUUUGCAAUUUUUCUCGUCUUUACAGCGAUUUUAUGCUCAUCAUUUUCCAUCGCAGCAAUUGCAACAAACGGAAGUGAUCGUUUAUAUGGUGGUCCAUUUACUACAAUUGCUUACAGUUUGGGUAAUCGAGUGGCGCUUGUUGCUGGAGUGAUGCUUUGCCUAGCAAACUGCGGUUUUACUGGAAUAUGCUUAACAAUAUGUGUUGAGCUAAUUCAGCAAUAUAUUCUGAAGCCAACUCCAGUGGAGCCAAAUUUAAUAAUGCGAGCACUUGAAAAUGGUAAUGCAAAAUUUUCAUCAAUUAUCGGUUGCUCACUUCUUCUGUUACCGUUAUUUACGGGUAGUAUUUGUGGUAUUAACAUUUCAUCAAUGCUAAAAUCACCAACCAAAAAUAUUCCUACCGGAAUUUUCAGCUGUUUAUUGACAAUGCUUUUUUUGAUAACAAUAUUAGUCUGUUCAUUGGCACUUGGCAUAGAGCGUCAUUUAUUGCUUGAUAAAUAUGGACGUGGAACCUAUCCGAGUUUUCCGAUUAUCUUUACGAUUUCUAAUCCAAUGGUUCUUAUCGUUGGCUUAAUGCUUAUGUCAAUUGUUGCUGCAAUUCAGACGGCUAAAAGUUUAUUGCUCAGUAUCAUUACCAGUCAUACCAUUCCGAUUCCGCGAUUUUUCUAUCAACGAACUAGCAAACGGCGAAAAUUAGCUGCUAUUGCGAUAACAGCUUUUCUCAUUUUGCCAUAUUUGUUUGUCAACAAUUUGGAUUACAUAUUGGUUAUUGCAAGUAGUUGUAUGCUUGUUGCACUAAUUGUAAUUAAUAUUGGCACAAUCAUUUGCUCAACACUGAAUUUUCCCAGUUUCCAUCCAACAUUUCGGUUCUUUCGAUCAUUUUUUGCCAUGCUUGGUAUUUUUGCUUGUGCUAUAAUGCUUUAUGGCUGUAAGCCAUUGGUUGGUGUGAUAGUAAGUACCAUUGCAAUUAUGAUUUAUGUAAUAUUUCCGCUACACCGGAAACGAUUCCGUCGUGAUACUCCAUAUGCAAUUGUUGUUGAUAUCGCUAACAUGUUGCUGUAUUCAUCAACUAAGAAAACUAAUGCCGGACUGGUCGAAGAAUUUUAUUCAAAGCCUCGUUGCAUCGUUUUUACACGAUUUCCCGCACCUUGCGAUAAUCUUCUACGAAUGGCUAAAAUUUUAUCACAAAAUCGUAGCGCACUUUGUUUAUCACUUAUUCGUGAUACGGGCGAUCAAGAAAAUAUCGGUUCCGAAGACGUGCGAACAGCACGACAAUAUAUGGAUUAUAUCGAUUUAUCUGGCUAUGCAACACAAUUUAAAUAUCAAAAAAUCAGUUCUCUGCAUUCGAUCGCAUCUGCGUUGGCAAGUUGCUGUGGUUUAGGAGUUUUUCAAUCGAAUACAGUUAUGAUAGAAUAUCCAUCAGAAGCAGCUUUAAGCGGUUUACCUGACUCAUUACUUUAUCAUUAUCAUAUGCAUCGUGUUUGUGUUCAGCACUGUAAUUUGGUCGUUGUUAAGGGUAUUUUUCCACUGAAAAUACCGCCAGUGCAAUCAAAUAAAACGAUUGAUAUUUGGUGGAUUAUCGAUAAUGGUGAUGUACUGUUAAUGGUUGCAAAAAUGUUGAAAAAGCACAAAAUUUGGCGUAAAGCAAGAUUACGUCUAUUUGUUGUGGUGGAUAUCGAAGAUAAUAUCAAGCAAACUGAAAAAGCCCUUGUUCUAUGGCUAAUCGAUAAUCACUAUUUAAUAUAUAAAAUUGAAUUUAUACGAGCUGACCAAAGAGCUCGACAAUUGAAUAAGGAGAUUCUGAAACGCAGUUCGGAUGCUGUUCUCGUAUUGAUGAAUAUGCCAGAACCACCGGUACAUUUGGAACGUUUUCGGAAAUAUUUGAAUUUUUUAAACGAUAUGUCUAAUGAAUUGAAAAAAGUGCUAUUUGUUCGAGGCGUUGAUGUACAGUCAAAUAUUGACUUGGAAACGUCAACUACGAAAGAAUAG
This is a messenger RNA of Acanthocheilonema viteae, 2219 nucleotides long. Lineage: Eukaryota; Metazoa; Nematoda; Chromadorea; Rhabditida; Onchocercidae. The record is from the annotation of a GenBank genome assembly.